UAAAAUUAUCGAUAUAUUCGAAGCCAGCUGGCGAUAACCUGUGUAUAAACAGUUGGCAGAAAAACAAGAAAACAGAAGUCGGCCGAAAUGUGGAGCGUAAAAAAAACCAAUUUCUAUGAGUAAACGAAACAGCGGCGCCACCGAGUCACAAUAAUUGUAUGAAAAACAUCUAAAACGCAAGCAGAUAGCGAGCGGGCGGCGGGGCGAGCUGCACAAUUCCCAAACAUAUGGACGCAGUACGCCAACUCCAAAAGAUAACGAACGAAGGAAAAGAUAUACAGAUACCAGGCUACCCGCCGCGAUAAAAUAAUGGUGGCCGCGAAAUACGAGCGUAUUUCUUCCGGGACGACGGGCAACGCCAGCGAGGCCGAGGAGGAGGAGGAGAUAGAACUGGAGCUGGAUCUGGGCCAGAAGAAUCGCAACAUCGUGCAGCAGAAUGGGAAAGACAGUCGACAUCGUCAGACGAAUUUUAAAUACGUCACCAGUAGCGGCAAAACGGGAAAGAACGGCGGUUCCGGCGGCAACAUCGGCGACUCCACCACGGCCACGUUGGCACAGGAAAAAAUGGCCGAGUCGCGCUUCAUGCAGAUGGCCAUUGGCACCCUCGUCAUAAUCCUUCUGUACCUUUGUCUCUCCAUUCUGUUGACCUUCUACCAGACGGACAUCAACCGGGCUAUGCCCUUUCCGCUGGCCAUUGUGUCGUACCAUUUGAUCCUGAAAUUCCUACUGGCAGCCAUCAUUCGAAGGAUAUACAAGCUGAGAGUGGGACGAUCUCGUGUCCAACUGGACUGGCGGGUGGCCCUCAGGAAGAUGGCACCCACCGGCGUGGCCAGUGCCAUCGAUAUCGGCUUCUCCAACUGGGGACUGGCCCUGGUGCCGAUCUCCCUCUACACGAUGACGAAGUCUUCGACCAUUGUCUUCAUCCUGCUGUUUGCCAUUGCUCUGGGGCUGGAGAAGAAGAGCUGGUAUCUGGUGUCGAUUGUGGGCCUGAUUGGCACUGGCCUGGUGAUGUUCACCUACAAGUCCACCCAGUUCAACGCCCUGGGCUUCUUUUUCAUUCUAUUCGCCUCGCUGAGCAGCGGCCUGCGCUGGAGCUUCGCCCAGUUCAUAAUGCAGAAGUCCAAGCUGGGCCUCCACAAUCCCGUCGAUAUGAUCUACUACAUGCAGCCGUGGAUGAUAGCGUCGCUAGUGCCACUGGUGUGUGCCAUCGAAGGACCCAGACUAGUGACAGUGAUCGAGGACCUUCACAAUCAUACUUCGGCCGAGAUAACCUGGGCAUGGGCGCGAAUCACCCUUGGUGCUCUGUUGGCCUUCCUCAUGGAGUUUGCCGAGUUUCUGGUGCUCUGCAAGACCUCCAGCCUCACCCUUUCGAUAGCCGGCAUCUUCAAGGACAUCUGUCAGCUGGCCUUGGCCGUGACCUUCAAAAAGGACCAGCUCAGCCUGAUAAACGUCAUUGGUUUGGUGGUGUGCCUGGCGGGAAUCGUGUGUCAUCUGCUGCACAAGUACUCCACCAUGCAGGACUCUCAGAAGCAACAGCAGUCCCUGGAGUUCGACAACGAUAAUGAGGAGUCUUCGGGCGAAUACAAGUUCAACGAUGGCAGCGGUGGUGCUGGCAGUAGUGCUGGGGGUGUGCACGUUAAGUCUCACUCCACGCUGACGGUGCCGCUGCUGGAGCAAACCGAUUCGGAGGACGAAUCGGGCAACGAUCCAGGCAACAAACAGAACGCAUCCGAUGUGAUCUUCGACGUGCUGAAGCGGCGCGACAUGCAGCGAUGAGAGUGACUGUACAGAUGUCCCCCACCCAUUGGACAUUGUCCUGUAAAUGUUGUAAAUUCGAUUAAUCCACUGAUCAUGUCGUGUCCCUUCUCCUUAUAACUAAAUGAUAGCCACUGCGUGUUUUUUAAAAGUGAGAUUCCCUAUUCCUUCCGAAACACAAAACACACACUUGAUGAUUCCCUACGCAUUUGCUAGGCUAGACACUGUAACUAUAUAUAAAAUUGUAAGCGGUUUAAAGAUUGAUUUUAAGGACCAUAGAUGGUUGGAACAGAAAGGUAGAUAUGGACGAUAAAUCCAAAAGUGAUUAUUAAUUUUACAAUUCUUAUCAAAAAAGCAUGACUUUAGGAAUCAAAUAAUUUGUUACAUUUCUUUUCCAACUGUCCAAAGUUAACUACUUAGCCUUACUCGAUUGCAUUAACUUUUUUUUGGGCUUUAACUUUAGUAAUAAUUAAAAAUGUAAAAAUAGCUAAUAAGCAGCUUAAAUAAUUGCUCUAAUUUUAAUUGCAUUCCAAAUUAUGCUAAUCCUUAUUAAUGAGCAAUUUAAAAUUGAAAACUUCUCGGAGAAAGACUUCAAAAGUGCGUCUGAUGAAUUUGAAAACCAGCCAUUUAUUUUUUGUAGAAAAUUAAAAAACUUGUCCUUAUUGUUUUUUUUUUAGUUAAUAAUGCUUCUUUGUUGUUGAGUUUAUGACUUAUGGUAACCGAUAAGUUGAUAGGAUAAUUUCAAUUAUAUAUUAAAUACACAUUAUAUAAAGAUCUA
This is a messenger RNA of Drosophila ananassae, 2533 nucleotides long. RefSeq names its product solute carrier family 35 member C2. The record is from RefSeq and is a predicted model, not a curated record. NCBI's taxonomy places the organism in Eukaryota, Metazoa, Arthropoda, Insecta, Diptera, Drosophilidae. The transcript has 4 exons. Gene Ontology annotation, cellular component: endoplasmic reticulum-Golgi intermediate compartment; Golgi apparatus; cis-Golgi network. Gene Ontology annotation, molecular function: antiporter activity. Gene Ontology annotation, biological process: UDP-glucose transmembrane transport. The coding region runs from base 310 to 1776 and encodes 488 amino acids.